AUGGGGCCGCCUACAAAGAAGAGACGGCAUGGCCCUUCGCCUCCCAAGGACGCCCAAGAUGAAGACGAUGAUGACGAGCUUGCGUCACAUCCGCAAGAGAUCAAAAUCCGACGAGAUCCGGAUAUUCAACUUGCACUGAAGCGGGCAAAUGCUAAUCAAAAACUCCACGCCACCAUGGCCCACAUCAUCGAAAAGUACAGUCGCGACUUUGAAGGCAUUGGAGACGAAAUCGACAUGGCAACAGGAGAAAUUGUGGUGAACAAUGGUCACUUGCGCAAUAUGCGUGACGAGGGCGACGUCGAAGGUCUUUGGGUGGAAGGCGAAAGCGACAUUGAUGAAGAUGAAGGAAUCCUACUUGGAGAUCUCACCGACGAAUAUUCUGACACCGAAGGACAAGCCAACAAAAUCCCUGGUUCUCAACCCGAAAAUGAGAUUAGCCAGGUGUCGAGGACGAAAGAAAACGACACAGAGGCACAUCCGCAAGACCAGAAUGGCGGUGUUGAGGGGGCGUCUGAUAAUGUUUCAAGUACCGCCAGCAGUCAAAAUGAAGUACCACAAGACAGGAGUAGAGCGCUACAUUCAGAGCUGCCUUACGAUGAUCCUCGAUUAGGGUCUUCAUCCUUUGGGCCCAUGCAUUCACCAGACUUCGGGAUGCCUCCAUCGGCUUUUGGACCAUGGGGAAUGAUGCCUGGAUUCCCUAUACAAGCUUGGGGCCGCGAUGAUAUCCCCCCUUACUUCAAUAUACCACCGAGCAUGUCUGGGCCAUGGUUUACCGGGGGCAGAUAUGAGACGGCCAGUAAUAGCGGACAAGCUUCUAUAUGGGGUCGCAACUGGACCAGAAAAACCAAACGAAUUGGUUCCAUGAAGGGUUCGUUCAAAAGGACGUCUAACAAAUAUCCUAGCGACGCCGUGGAAGGCGUCGCAGAGGCUCCAGAUGGCGAUCGUGGAUCUGGAACCAAGCUAACAGGAGAAAAUUCCAACAAACAGGAGGCUCCAUUAUCUGAUCCAACCAUCAACACGAGUGAUGAGGAGGAGGAUUUCUUAUGCUCCGGAACCUCGGAUCCGAAGCCCAUCGUACAGUCGAGUCCGGUCCCAUCAAGCGACAAAGCUCUAUCUAAGGAUCACAGUUUACAUGAUCCUCCCCACAAGGUUCUUAAAGAGACCAAUGGGAAUGCCGUCAAAUUGUCACGGCAAUCUGAUGAGAAGGACAAUUCUGAUCGGAGACGUUCUAACCGGGCACGAAAGCAGACAUCCUAUAUGGGCAAGAUCUCUUGGGAUGAUGCACGGGAGUUGAAAAAAUCGGGGAAGACCUUUACGGUGCGGGUGCGGAGGGCUGAUCCGUCUCUACGGGAAGAGUUUCAAUCUGUCGAUCUCAGUGAUAAGGAAACUGAGGGAGAGGGUUCUUUACCUCCUGAGCAGACAGAAAUAGAUUCGACAUCAACAGAUGAGGUAGGAACGAGAGUGGCUUGCCAAAACCUGGCUAUUCCAGACUCUCAAGGCACGGCGGCCCCAUUUGAUGGCAGCGCUCCUCGAAGAUCACAAUCCAAGAACGCCAAGGAACCAAGCCCUUUCACUCACAACAUGAUUCCGGCAACAGAACUUUCCGACGAUGAGGCACCACUCGCUCUUUCGAGAAUCAGGGCUCCCAGGUGGCCAAAUGGAGUUCCAAUGGUAGUCUCUCCUGUACCCGACGUGCCAACUAGACAUGACGAACAUUCUGCAGAGCCCAUUGAUGCCACAAGCGCUCCGUCGAGGAACAACGACUCACCAUCCCCUGAAGCUGGAGUCAUAGUUUACAUGGCAAAUCACACCACGCAGUCGCUCAAACGAAAGCGUGGAAGACCAAAAGGCUCAACUUCUUCCGCGAAAACAACGCCCUCUAAAUCUUCCAUUCCAGUACGAGCCAAAGAGGUCAAAUCUGCAUCACCCACCGCUAUCAUUGCUUCGGCAACUGGUGACCUCCCUCAAUCCAUGAAGCGAAAACGGGGAAGGCCAAGGAAAUCGGAUGUUCUGGCUCCCACUAUUCAAGACGAAACAAACAAUCCCGUGAAAGAACUCGUGCAUGCCGGUGACGAGGUCACCGAGAACGGUCAACAUAGAUCGAGCGAUGAGACUCUAGACAAUGAGGUUUCCAAGAUAUCGCCUCAUCUGUCCCAUGAACUUAGAUGGCUCCUCAAAACCAAACCCAAAGACUCAGCUCCUGAUAGAACAUGUGACACAUUUCUAUACAAGUUUGUCCGGCCUCGAAAGGCGAAGGAGACAUUGCAGCAAACCAAAAAUGAUGAAACAGAGGUGCAAGACGUUGCACAGGAAGGGGAGGAAGUUCCAAAAGAUAUAACGGACAAUAUACAGGAACAGACCAUACUUCAGAAGUCACAAGAACUGAUACAAGAAGUCGACACUAUCAUGGGAGAUGUCCCGCAAACUCGCCAAAACUCUGAAUCUAUCCAAGAUUACCAAUCAUUACCCGCCAGUCCUUCCUCCCUUCCUCACGAUGGCGGAACUCCUAACGACAACAUGCCUCCAGAAGGUGACGAGCUUGUCGGAAAUGACAGUCCUACACUUCAUGUAGUCACUGACGACGAAGCUAUCGAGAGUGAAGAAUCUCUUCCCCUCUUACCACGAGAUUUUCCCAUUCAAGAAGCUUCGACGCCACAGAAACCGAAAGAUACGAGGAGCUCUUUAAUAGAGCCGCCAUCAAGUUCCCAGAAACCCCAUACUCCCCGCCACAGAUAUAUCCACACAAACCGGGCUCCAUCUUCACGCCGCUCCCUUCUCUCCUUUGUGUCAGAUUCCGAUUCAGAUACAGAGGGUUCCCGGGAUGAGCUGGCUCGAAGAGUCAAAUCCCAUCCGAAAUCGGCAAGCGUCAACCCGUCAUCAACGAAGAUGCGGAGACCUGCUACUCUGACCAGAGAAAUUCAUAGGACGCCCAGUAAGAGACGUGUUCAUGAGAUCUCCAGUCCCAUCGGGGUCGUAAAGACACCCGGCGGCACAAUAAGAACAUGCGGUGUGGGUGGAUAUCACUGCGGCCGAGAUUAUUGCUUCACUUGCAUUUAA
Messenger RNA from Fusarium poae, 3057 nucleotides. RefSeq lists its product as uncharacterized. The transcript has a single exon. Gene Ontology annotation, cellular component: nucleus. Gene Ontology annotation, molecular function: histone binding; DNA binding; protein heterodimerization activity. The record is from RefSeq and is a predicted model, not a curated record. Lineage: Eukaryota; Fungi; Ascomycota; Sordariomycetes; Hypocreales; Nectriaceae. Bases 1 to 3057 code for a protein of 1018 amino acids.